Fragaria vesca subsp. vesca is the source of this 2158-nucleotide messenger RNA. Its product is annotated as pyruvate kinase isozyme A, chloroplastic-like. The coding region runs from base 1 to 1734 and encodes 577 amino acids. Lineage: Eukaryota; Viridiplantae; Streptophyta; Magnoliopsida; Rosales; Rosaceae. Gene Ontology annotation, cellular component: chloroplast stroma; cytoplasm. The record is from RefSeq and is a predicted model, not a curated record. Gene Ontology annotation, molecular function: magnesium ion binding; pyruvate kinase activity; potassium ion binding. The transcript has 6 exons. Gene Ontology annotation, biological process: glycolytic process.
AUGUCUCACUCCCUCCACCUCCUCACCCCAACCGCCUUAACCUUCCCCAAUCCCAAACCCCUCUCCUCCUCCGUAUUCCUCGCCCCCUUCUCCGCUCCCAACCGCCGCUUUACCUUCCCCGCCCUCUCCGUCAAAGCCUCCGCCGCCGGUUCCGAUCAAACCCCCUCCGUCCUCGUCUCCGCCAACGGCACCUCCUCCUCCGUCCUCUCCCCUUCUCCGGACCACGCCUCCGCCACCUCCAUCGAGGUCGACGCCGUCACCGAGGCCGAGCUCAGGGAGAAUGGAUUCCGCAGCACGCGCCGCACCAAGCUCAUCUGCACCAUCGGCCCCGCCUCCGCAGGGUCCGACCAGCUCGAGGCGCUCGCCGCCGGCGGCAUGAACGUCGCGCGCCUCAACAUGUGCCACGGCACGCGCGACUGGCACCGCGACGUCAUCCAGCGCGUGAGGAAGUUGAAUGAGGACAAGGGGUAUGCUGUUGCGAUUAUGAUGGAUACUGAGGGGAGUGAGAUUCACAUGGGCGAUCUCGGCGGCGCUUCUUCCGUCAAGGCCGAGGAUGGUGAGAUAUGGACUUUUAGUGUCAGAGCUUUCGGUUCUACUCUUCCGGAGCGCACCAUCAAUGUCAACUAUGAAGGUUUCGCUGAAGAUGUGAAAGUGGGAGAUGAACUACUUGUGGACGGUGGAAUGGUGAGGUUUGAGGUGGUUGAGAAGCUUGGCCCUGAUGUCAAGUGUAAGUGUACUGAUCCCGGACUGUUGCUGCCCCGGGCUAACUUGACUUUCUGGAGGGACGGGAGUCUAGUGCGAGAGCGAAAUUCCAUGCUUCCCACGAUUUCUUCCAAGGAUUGGUUGGACAUUGAUUUCGGGAUCGCAGAAGGUGUUGAUUUCAUUGCUGUAUCUUUUGUCAAGUCUGCUGAAGUGAUCAAUCAUCUUAAAAGCUAUAUUGCAGCACGGUCCAGCGAUAUUUCUGUUGUGGCAAAGAUAGAGAGUAUUGACUCUCUAAAGAACUUGGAAGAGAUCAUCCUUGCAUCAGAUGGAGCAAUGGUAGCAAGAGGUGACCUAGGUGCUCAGAUACCAUUGGAACAGGUCCCGUCAGCCCAGCAAAAGAUUGUUCAAGUAUGUCGGCAGCUAAAUAAGCCAGUCAUUGUUGCUUCUCAAUUACUCGAAUCUAUGAUCGAGUAUCCUACUCCCACUAGAGCUGAAGUAGCUGAUGUUUCUGAAGCAGUGAGGCAGCGAGCUGAUGCUCUGAUGCUUUCUGGUGAGUCAGCUAUGGGCCAGUUCCCAGAGAAGUCAUUAGCUGUUCUCAGAAGUGUUAGUUUGAGGAUCGAGAGGUGGUGGAGGGAAGAGAAACGUCAUGAACCUAUGUUACUCCCAGCUGUUGGAUCAUCAUUUUCAGAUAGUAUAUCGGAGGAGCUUUGUAUUUCUGCUGCCAAGAUGGCAAAUACUUUAGAAGUGGAUGCUCUUUUCAUCUUUACAAAGACAGGCCACAUGGCAUCUCUCCUGUCGCGCUGCAGGCCUGAUUGCCCAAUCUUUGCUUUCACUAACACAACAUCUGUACGGAGACGUUUAAACCUACAGUGGGGGCUGAUACCAUUUCGUGUGACUUUUUCUGAUGAUAUGGAAAGCAACCUUCACAAGACCUUCUCACUGCUGAAGGCCAGGAAUCUGAUCAAAUCAGGUGACCUUGUCAUUGCUGUCUCAGACAUAUUGCAGUCCAUUCAAGUUAUGAAUGUUCCGUGAGUACUGAUUGGUUAGAUUCCAAACCUCUUCUUGAUCUUACUUGAUUGUGUUAUCUGUCGAACUGCUAUAUUUGUUGCUAUCGUUACUACAAUUUGUUUACGGUGGAAAAAAAGCGGGUCAGUCUGGGAACAGUUCAGUCACAAGUCACAAGUUAUUUACCUUACCUCCCGGGUACCCUGUUUUUAAAUCUCACCCUAGUUUGGAGGGGUUUAUGCCACUUGAGCUGCCUGCUUUGCAAAGUACUUGCUAGUUGUAACAUUAAUUUGCUGUGUUAAGAGUAAUAUGAAGAGAUGUGUAUCCUUUAGACACAGAUGCUUUUAUGGUUUGUCAAAACACAAUAAUUUAUCCGAACUAUUGUAUUGCCUGGUUCAAGUUAAUGUUACUGUUUUGACAUCAACAAUGAUAGAUCCAUUUUGAAGUUACU